UCUCUCUCUCUAACCUACACCGUAAUUUAAUUAAGCUUUAAAUAAAACCCAUCUUCUCUCCCAUCAUUUCUCCCCUUAUAUAUUUUGCUCUUUCUGCAUCAAUCUCCUCACCACCUUUCCCCCAUCCAUCCCCCUCACUUACCUUGUUUUUCUAUUCUUCAAGAAAAGGAGUUUGUUCCUCAGGGUUUCAGCCUAGCCUGGUCCAAACCAGCCUUGUAAGAAAACCAAAACAGAGCCUCUCUUUUCUCCUCCUACUUCCGUCCUGCCCAAGGUUCCUUGACCUUCAAGGUAACUAACAUUCAAUCUUUUUUCGUCACCUCCCCAUGUUAUCAAUAUUUCAAUAGAAUUCAACUGUUAUAUAUAUUGAACUAACAUGUUUCAUUCAGGUUAAUUGUACGUGAGCAUACAAAAGAUGAAUCGCAGAAAUGGUCCCAAGGUUGAGCUGAAGCUGAACCUAUCACCACCAAGGCUUAAUCCAAGAGUGGAAUCACCAAGCCGAUCAGCUACAGUGUCACCGACAUCUCCUCCAAGCUCAUGUGUGUCAUCAGAGAUGAGCCUGGACGCUGACACUAAUUCUGUCAGAUAUCCAAGCAGCCCUGAGGCGACAUCCAUGGUUCUGGUAGGGUGCCCAAGGUGCCUGAUGUAUGUGAUGCUUUCAGAGGAUGAACCUAAAUGCCCCAAAUGCAAGAGCACCGUUUUGCUUGAUUUCCUCCACGAUACUGCUACCACUGACUCUACCAAGACAAGAAAGAGUUAGACUAGGAACCCCUCCAUCCUCCCCACCUUGGCCUUUUGCUAAUUUUAAUGUUGGCUGUUAGGACUUUAAUGUUAUAGCUCCCUUCCUUAAAUUUUACCCUUAGUUUUCACAGAUAGUGCUAUUUGCCCUCCACUUUUUUUCUCUUUAAUUUUUUCUUUAUAAACUCCUUCGGAGAGCAAAAGUUAGUGAUAAAAAAAAAGGUGGGGAUAGAGCAUAGAAUAUGGUCGUUUAUGGUAGUGGGUGUCUCUGUUUUGGUCUGGUUUUGGGGUUUCUUCCCCUUUAGCAGAAGACAAUGUAAAC
Durio zibethinus is the source of this 1057-nucleotide messenger RNA. The record is from RefSeq and is a predicted model, not a curated record. Lineage: Eukaryota; Viridiplantae; Streptophyta; Magnoliopsida; Malvales; Malvaceae.